AUGCCGAGGGCUUGGCUCUGCAACUGCGGAGGUUGUUGCAGCACCUCCCGACGCCAGUUCGUCAGCAGGGUGUUUGGAAGGUCUCUCGAGAGUUGCUUUUUUCCAGGGCAGCUUGCAAGUUUCUGGACAGGCCACAGUGCGCGACAUGUGUUGACAAGCAUUGCAGCUGCUUUAGGUGUCGGGAAGGACCGGCGCGAUUAUCUUGGGAGGUGGGCUUAUGCUCAGCAUGGUUCGCAGGACUACGUGCUCACCUCGAGGCAAGUGGUGCAAGGGGUCCAGAACUUCGUCUGCAGGUCACUCAUCUUAGGGCAUGAGUCCGGAGGCUACAGUGAGGAAGAACUCUUUUGGGCUGUCAAGGCGCAUGCUGAUAGCUUACUCUUGGAAGGGGCUGAGAUUGUGAAGGCCAAUGACCUGCUACAGUGGGAUGAUGUUCAGAGAACAUGGAAGCUUGAUGCUCAGCUGCCUGGGCCUUAUGAGCCCUUCGAGGGCAAGGAGGAUGGAGAUGAAGCACCGUACUUCAGGGGAGGAGUGCAUCUUGACAUGGUUCGCAUGCUGCAUGUUGCACAUGCGAUGAGUCCGGUGGCAGCUGUGACUGUUAGGACAGUGCUGUCAAUUGCGUUGCUCUUGCUAGACGGGGUCUCGGAAGCCGAUGCCCUGGAUCAUCUGGAUAAGAAGGUGAGCUCUGAUCUGGUGCACAUUUUUCAAGAGUGUGGUGUUCCCUUGGGCUUGCAGUACAAGCUCACGCAGCAUUUCCAGAAUGUGAAAAGGUUUUCCACAUAUGCCGAUUCCCGCGCGGAGGUGAGGAAUUCGCUCAUAAAGAAUCAGAGCUUCGGGCCGAAGCACGGAUGCUUGGGGUGCAUCGGCCGGUGA
Messenger RNA from Symbiodinium necroappetens, 870 nucleotides. The record is from the annotation of a GenBank genome assembly. Lineage: Eukaryota; Dinophyceae; Suessiales; Symbiodiniaceae.